This is a messenger RNA of Aedes aegypti (yellow fever mosquito), 1326 nucleotides long. Its product is annotated as venom serine protease. Gene Ontology annotation, biological process: proteolysis. Lineage: Eukaryota; Metazoa; Arthropoda; Insecta; Diptera; Culicidae. The transcript is spliced from 4 exons. The record is from RefSeq and is a predicted model, not a curated record. The coding region runs from base 32 to 1234 and encodes 400 amino acids. Gene Ontology annotation, molecular function: serine-type endopeptidase activity.
GGAAAUCUGUCUUCCCGGGGCCUAUUGCGAAAUGAACGUUUAUCUAAGCAUUUCGAUUACUAUAGUUACUGUCUACAGCGUGCUGUGGAGCGCCGACAGUCUUGGUGUAUUUUCAGAAUGUGACACAGUGAGAACUCUGCAGGAAGGUGAAGUGUUAUACAUUCAAUCGCCUGGCUAUGGAAACUACUACAAACCCAAUACGAACUGUCGAUGGCGGUUCAACGCACCUACUGGAUACAAUGUCUACAUGAACUGCUAUGACGUGAUUCUUCCAAGUAGUACAAAUUGUUUGGUGGAUCGUAUUGAAGUUUCACUCAAUGGUAAUGCUCUUCUCGCGGGAGCUACUCGGUACUGUGGGCUGUCCACGUUUAUCGUGCAAUCAACCGUCAACAAAUUGACGGUUGGUUUGAGAUCUCCGAAGACUUCUAGUGGAGGUCGGUUUCGUUGUCAAAUUGUAGCUAAUCCCCCAUCAUGCGACUGCGGUCGUCGAAGGACGACAAAGAUCGUGAACGGUAUGCCGACUUUGGUAAACGAGUUUCCCAUGAUGGCUGGGUUAGUGAGUUUGUCCGCGAGAAACGUAUUCUGCGGGGCUACAAUCAUAUCGAACCGUCAUGCUCUAACUGCCGCACAUUGUCUGACAGGUCAGAAAAUUACCAACACCGCUCUGAUAGUGGGUGAUCAUGAUCUUUCUACCGGAGUAGACACUCCUUACUCUGCGUUAAUUCCGAUCAGCACCUUUACGAUCCACACUGGUUAUCGUCCACAGACUUCCGCAAAUGACAUAGCCAUGGUACGUACUCGGGAUCAAAUAGUUUUCAAUGCAGGAAUUGGAUCAGUAUGUCUACCAUGGCAUUGGUCUACGACAACGUUCGACAACUAUUUGGUGGAAGCUGUCGGAUGGGGAACAAUGGAUUUUGGGGCACCAGCGUCGUCAGUGCUGCGGAAGGUCAAUUUGAACGUGGUCAACUAUGAGACCUGUCGACAGAUGUUGAACAGUACGCAAAUUACAAAGAACCAGAUUUGUACGUACGCGGAUGCGAGGGACACGUGCCAGUAUGAUUCGGGUGGACCGGUAUUCUAUACUAAUCCAAAUACAGGAAUAGUGUAUCAUAUUGGAGUGAUUAGUUAUGGAGUGGCUUGUGCAAGUGCCUAUCCGAGCGUGAAUACGAGGACGACGUCCUACCUGAACUGGAUUAAGGCUAAUACAGCGGGGGUGAAGUACUGUGAACGGUAGCUGAGGGAGAGUUAAUUAGGGAAAUUAUCCUUUUGUGAUCUUGUAACUAUUUCAUCAUACUCUGAACUUUUAAAUAAAGUAAAAUAAUAGCA